AUGUCGUAUAAUGCAGACAGCGGCACUAAGCGCAAACGCGUGACGCGCGCGUGCGACAAGUGUCACAGGAACGGGUCCAAAUGCAGCCGCACGCCCGGCGGCGACAGAUGUGUACGCUGCGUCGAGCUCGGCAUCCCGUGCACCUUUGACCGGCCAGUUAAGCGGCGCGGCCCACCAGCGCGCCGUGCGCGUAUAGAAGACGAAGAGUCUUCCUCUCGCCUCUCGCAACCGGCGUCCCUCCGCAUCCCACAGACGCCGGGAGAGGGGACCAGUGCGUCGAGCCCGAGCUCGUCAUCACGUGACGCGUCUUCCAGCUUCUGGCGGUACGACGACCUGCUUGACCGUCCCACUGUCGAGGCGCUGGCCGACAUCUAUCACCGCACCAUGUAUCCUCUGCGCCCGUUCAUCCACUGGCCGACUAUGGCCGCAGAUAUUCGCGCGGGAAGGUACCGUUCCAAUUGGGGCGUGUUCAUGGUCGUCGCAGGAGUGUGCGCCAUGGCCGCAAGGAAACUGGCGGACGGUGGUGUACCCGGCAACGUGCCACCUUCCCUUCAAGCGCGCGCGGCCACGCUCGCUGCUGACUGCUACGCGGUCGCAAUGGCUGCAGUACAGCGCGACUCUGAAACUGAGCUCCCAGCUGAUGUCCUGCCUUUACUUAAGACGCGCAUGAUCCUUGGCUGCACGUGCAUGCAACGCGGACACCGUACCGCCGCGCUUGCGCACUACGGCGCGUUCUCGACCCUGUCAGCGCAGGCAGGCUUUCACGACGAAGCUACAUGGUCGCCUGAUCUUACCGAGAUCCAGCGACAAGAGCGCCGAAGGCUUUUCUGGUACGCGUACCAGACAGACUAUUAUACCUCGACGACGCUGGGUCUUCCCCCAAAACACAGAGAGGCACGCGCACGCGUCAAGUAUCCCGCCGAGGCGGACGACGACAAUGUCCACGAUACAGGCGUGUCGCUGCCCCUCGGGCACGUCUCGUUCAUGCGCGGUUGGAACGUGUGUACGGACCUGUAUCGCAUCAUCGAGCAUGUGUACGACAACCUACGGGCGGAUACAACUGAUGAGGACGAUGAAGAUAGUGUGACGGGAUUCCUUGUGCGUGCAAACAGGAUCGACUCGCACGCAGCGCACAAGCUUCUCACGCGUCUCGUGGGCGACCUCCCUCCAGAAUUACGGCGUGUCAAGCCCAUGACUGGGGACAUUGACAUCGACCGCUUGGGGUUUGUCGCGACUAAUAUAAUGAUCACGGGUCAGACUCUCAAAAUGAUGCUGGCACUAUGUGACGGCUCGAGUGUGCACCACCGCUGCGCGAUUGCCAGUGAGCUCCUCGACGAGUUGGCGACCCUGCCCACGUCGUAUCUCCAGGCCUCCAGCUCGACAACUCUCCAGCACCUCGCGCACGUUGGCCACCUCCUCUCAGGAAUCAUAGACGGGCCCCUUCCGACUUGGACAUACCUCCAGGUUCGCAAUAUCUUGCUGGUGCUUUCGGAAUUCAUCGCCACGCUUGAGGCCGGCAGAACAGCUCCAUGGGACCUGGCCACUAAAUUGCGCGAGCAAAUCCAGCGCAUCGACGAGAACAUGAUUCAGGCUGAGGCCGCGACGUUGCCAAGCCUAGGCGACAGCUUGAUGCAGUCUCUCGGCGUCAGCGCAGACGGCACAACUGACGCUCUACCUGAGCCCCCACCAGCUCCACCAGUCCCAGCACCAGCGUCCGAUCCUGCGCCAGCGCGUGUCAUGCCCGUGCCGAACCGCAUGAUCUCCAUCGACGCUGGCCUUAGUUCGCAGCCUGCGUCACUCCCUCUUCCCCCUCCUGCGCCUCUCCCGCCGGCUGACGAGGUGGCGAUCGACCCUCUAUCUGCUCUACAGGCUGAACCGCCUCACGACGCACUCUCAGCCCUUCAGCUCGGGCAAAACAACCCAUCACCAUCGUUCAACCCGAUCGCCUUCGCCGCUUCGCAGGGCAUGUUCGACUACGGCGCCGCGCCGAUGGACGACGCGCUCAUCGGCGAGUUUUUACGCUACUGGCCCUCACAGGGCCUGCUUGCUGAUUCGGUGCAUGAGGGUUCGCCGUUCACAGGUGGAAUGUAA
Molecule: messenger RNA, 2091 nt
Organism: Cutaneotrichosporon cavernicola
Lineage: Eukaryota; Fungi; Basidiomycota; Tremellomycetes; Trichosporonales; Trichosporonaceae
Exons: 7
Coding region: 1-2091 (696 amino acids)
Biological process (GO): regulation of DNA-templated transcription; DNA-templated transcription
Molecular function (GO): DNA binding; DNA-binding transcription factor activity, RNA polymerase II-specific; zinc ion binding
Source: RefSeq, a predicted model, not a curated record